This is a messenger RNA of Dissoconium aciculare CBS 342.82, 1305 nucleotides long. Its product is annotated as alpha/beta-hydrolase. The transcript is spliced from 3 exons. Gene Ontology annotation, molecular function: hydrolase activity. Bases 91 to 867 code for a protein of 258 amino acids. The record is from RefSeq and is a predicted model, not a curated record. NCBI's taxonomy places the organism in Eukaryota, Fungi, Ascomycota, Dothideomycetes, Mycosphaerellales, Dissoconiaceae.
UUUUGAGAGAAUCACAUUCCAGAAUUCCAAGGCUCCCUCCUCAUCCUUGAAUCAAGUCGAAAUUGAAUCAAAGCAAACCACUCGAACACAAUGGCAUCCAACCCACCAGCGAGGUGCUGCACCAUUGGUGUCACCCACGAAGGAUCAGCCAAGGGCGAGACGAAGAAGAUUGGCAACAUUGAUACAUACUUCGCUUAUCCCGAAUCCAAGCAGACCGAGAUCGCCAUCUUGCUCCUCACAGAUGUGAUUGGAUACAACUUCAUCAAUGCUCAGCUGAUCGCGGACCAAUUUGCCGCCAAUGGCUACUACGUUGUCGUGCCCGAUCUGUUCGAGGGAGACCCGAUCCGUCUUAACAACCCACCGGGCUUUGACUUUAUGGAGUGGCUAAAAUCGAGCGGGCCCAGCGGUGGUCAUGGCCCAGCUCAAACUGAUCCGAUCGUUGAGGCUGUGAUCAAGGACAUGAAGACCAACCAAGGUGUCAAAAAGAUUGGAGCAGUCGGAUACUGCUUCGGUGCCAAAUACGUUGCGCGCUUCAUGACAGGCGGCAAAGGUGUCGAUGUUGGCUACAUGGCGCAUCCCAGCUUCGUUGAUGUCGAGGAAAUCAAGGCGUUGACAGGCCCGCUGUCAAUCUCCGCUGCCGAAACCGACUCAAUCUUCCCAGCAGAGAAGCGCCGCCAAACCGAGGAUCUCUUGAAGGAGAUGACGAUCCCGUACCAAAUCACGCUCUACAGCUCUGUCGAACAUGGGUUCGCUGUGCGCGGUGAUAUUUCCAAGAAGGAGGUGAAGUAUGCCAAGGAGGCUGCAUUUGUUCAGGCCGUGGCUUGGUUCGAUGAAUACUUGAAGAACGAUAGGGCGUGGGCGGCGUAAGUCGGCUAGAAUCCUUCUUGUUGAGACGUCCAGCCCGCAUUGACAUUGGUACCUCAAAGUCCGACCACCAAACUGUGAUCCCACGAAUGACUCGCCAAUGGGCAGAAUACAUAGCUCGCACUCCCUCCUGGAGGCUGUUGUAUAGUCGAAGCAAUAUCAACGAACGUACUUGUCCAUGAAUCGGCGGUGGAAGUCACUGCGGAGAAGGUCGUUCACAAAGCGCUUCUCCUUGCCACGCUCGUCCGUUCCUCUAGCUUGGUUCUUGAAAACCACAUCAUCGUCCCAUCGACGCUUCACACCGUAGUCCUCCUUUUGUGGGUUUAGUAGUGGAUUUCCCAGCGCUAUGUCCCUCUCGCGUUGCUCUUGAUCCUUCUUUUCCUGUUCUGCAGCGGCUUUCGCAGCGGCCUCUGCACGCUCCGCUUUUAUCUUAGCCAACUC